Molecule: messenger RNA, 918 nt
Organism: Arthroderma uncinatum
Lineage: Eukaryota; Fungi; Ascomycota; Eurotiomycetes; Onygenales; Arthrodermataceae
Product: eukaryotic translation initiation factor 2 subunit alpha
Exons: 4
Coding region: 1-918 (305 amino acids)
Cellular component (GO): eukaryotic 48S preinitiation complex; eukaryotic translation initiation factor 2 complex; eukaryotic translation initiation factor 2B complex
Molecular function (GO): translation initiation factor activity; ribosome binding; RNA binding
Source: RefSeq, a predicted model, not a curated record
AUGUCGCUCACCAACUGUCGCUUCUACGAGGAGAAGUUUCCGGAGAUUGAUAGCUUUGUCAUGGUCACCGUCAAGCAGAUUGCGGAGAUGGGUGCAUAUGUCAAAUUGCUCGAAUACGACAACAUCGACGGCAUGAUUCUACUAUCCGAGCUGUCCAGACGACGAAUUAGGAGUAUACAGAAGCUUAUCAGAGUCGGACGUAACGAGGUCGUCGUCGUUUUGCGAGUGGACAAGGAGAAAGGUUACAUUGAUCUUUCAAAGCGUCGAGUAUCGCCCGAGGAUGUCGGAAAGUGCGAGGAGCGAUAUAACAAGAGCAAAUCCGUUCACUCAAUUAUGCGUCACGUUGCCGAGAAGACAAAGACUCCCAUCGAAGAACUCUACCAGCAAAUCGGAUGGCCACUGAAUAAGAAAUAUGGACACGCCAACGAUGCCUUCAAGCUCUCCAUCACGAACCCCGCUGUAUGGGACGACGUCACAUUUCCCAGCGCCGUUGUCAAGGAUGAACUUAUCUCGCAUAUCAACAAGAGGCUUACCCCACCACCUACCAAGGUCCGUGCCGAUAUCGAAGUUACCUGCUUUGGAUAUGACGGCAUCGAUGCUGUCAAGGACGCCCUACGCGCCGCCGAGUCCGUCAGUUCGCAGGUCAAAGUCAAGCUCGUGGCACCCCCGCUAUACGUCCUGACAAACCACUGCCUAGAUAAAACUCAGGGAGUCAAGCUGUUGGAAGAGGCCAUCGUGAAAGUCCAGGAGAAUAUAAAGGCCGGCGGAGGUUCAUGUGUCGUCCAGAUGGCGCCCAAGGCUGUUACAGAACAGGAUGAUGCAGACCUGCAAGCUCUUAUGGAGAAGAGGGAGCGUGAGAACCAGGAAGUCAGCGGUGACGAGAGCUUCAGCGAGAGUGACGAGGGUGUUGUCGAAUAA